Messenger RNA from Anoplopoma fimbria (sablefish), 843 nucleotides. It is a transcript of the gene bloc1s5, whose product is annotated as biogenesis of lysosomal organelles complex-1, subunit 5, muted. Gene Ontology annotation, cellular component: BLOC-1 complex; transport vesicle. The transcript is spliced from 5 exons. NCBI's taxonomy places the organism in Eukaryota, Metazoa, Chordata, Actinopteri, Perciformes, Anoplopomatidae. The coding region runs from base 202 to 657 and encodes 151 amino acids. The record is from RefSeq and is a predicted model, not a curated record.
CCCUAUAUUGUCACCAAAUGAUUCAUAUCUAGGCUACGUUAAUAACGGGUGGUGUAGGUCAGCUAAACAGCUCUUUCGCUUUCACAAUGAACAUUUGGGACAUUAAGGCCUAGCAAGUGAACAGCAGUAAGUAGCUGGUUGAGCUGGUUGAGCUUUGAUUUAACUCUUAACAAUUAACGUGUCAAGUUGUGUUUGUAAAAAAUGGACAAGAUUGCGAAAGAUGUGGGUGACAUCCACUCGCGACUGCUGGACCACAGACCGGUCAUCACUGCAGAGGUCCGCUACUUUGUGAGAGAGUUUGAGGAAAAACGUGGACACAGGGAGAGCAGACUGCUGAAGAACCUCAAUAAAGUGGUCCCGGAAACAAAUGAGCAAAUGCUGCCGACAGAUCUAGAGGGCAUGCUGUCUGAUAUUGUUGAACGUUUGGAGGCUGCUAAUCACAUGGCAGAGAGAGUCCAGCAGAGGGAGAUAGAGGCACAGCAGAGCACCACGCUGCAGGGGAACAUGGAGCGUCUGAAAGAUGAGUGGGCAGAGUUUCUGAAGGAGCAGCAGAGAUUAAAGGAGGAGGUGGAUGAGGAGCACGCCAAGACUGUAGGACAACUCAGCACCCAGUACAGCGAAAAGAAGAACGACUUGUCCAAGUUUUCACCCCUCUAAUUAGUUUGUGAAGGUGUGAGUGAACAAACCUCUCUUAUUCCAUGCACACAGACGUAUGUUCUGCUCGUGCAAAACAAAGCAGUUGGCUUUGAUUGAUGAACUUGGUUGGCAUAAAAUGUAAAGGUUUUGCACAAGACUCAACAUUUUCCAAAUCGUAAAUAUUAAAGUGUGAUUAACAACGUGGAA